AUGAGUUCACCUAAAAAGGUGUCAAGUAGAAUUGCUCAACUUAUUGGACAAUAUGAACAAUUAGAAGCCAAAAAACAAGAGGAUUUAGAAAGAGAACAAAGAGUAAAAUCACAAUUAAGGAGUAAUCCAAAUAGAGUUAUUGUUAAACAAUCAACACUAAAAGUUCAAAGAAAGAAAAGCUCAAAGUCUUCUUCAAAUAGCGACGAAAUAACAACCUCUAAAACACCUCAAAAAACAUUUAAAGCACCAAAACAAAAAGGAAAAAUUGCUCUUCUUACCAAACAAUUAACUGGUGAACUUGACACUAAACAAUCUAGUGGUUUUGAAGUAGAACAAAAACAAAUUGAAAAAAAUGUUACACCGAUUGCAGAUGAAUCAACUAAAAGUUCUAAUGAUUCUAAACAAUCACCUCCUGAACUUAGUAAAGACAGGGUUAGUGAGUCCUGUCCUACUCUCACAAGUCUUGAAAAUAACCUAUCAGCUUCAUUAAGCAAUGAACAAGAAGAAUUACAAAAGCCAGAAUCGCCCUUUUCAACUGAUAACAAAAAUGAUAAAAUGCAUUCUGAGGAAGUUCUAUCCAAAAGUGAAGAAAAAGAGAUUUCUAUGCAGAUUGAAUCUUCAAAAAUAGAAGAAGAAAAAUCAAAUUCACAAACUCCGUCAUUGACUGUAAGUGAAGGUAAAGAUAAGAAUGAGUCUAUCGAGAUUUCUGAAGUUUUAAAAGAACCUAAUUCUUCAAAUAUUUCUGGUAAAGAAGAUAAAAAAGAUGAAGAGGUGUCUUGUGAAAAAUGUAAUACCCAAGAAGAAAAGAAAGAAGAAAUAGUUAUAACUGAAGAAUCCCAAAAAGAAGAUACAAAGGAUAAAUUAGAAACCUCUGGAAAGGAAGAAGUUUCUGAACAACCUGAACAAAAAUUAGAUGAAAACAUUAAUCAAGGAAUAGUUACACAACCUGAAGAAGUUAAAGAGACAUCACCUACAAUAAAAGAGGAUGAUAGCUCGAGUGAUGAGGAAAAAGAGGUUCUUAAUAAAGAAGUAAUAUUAACAAUUAAUGGAGAAGAAUUAACAGAAUCACCAAAUCAUUCACAAUCACCAAUUGAAUAUUCAAAUAAUGAAAUUAAUACAAAUAAAAGUGUUGAGAAUGACUCUCACGAAAAGAUCUCUAAAUCUCAUUCUGAAGAAGGUCAUAUUGUUAAAGAUAAUGUUUUAAUAAUAAAUGAUGAUGUUAAGCAGACUAAUUCAAGCGAGUUUAGUGAAUCUUCUCAUGGUGAAGAUUAUAAAGACGUUAUAGUUUGUGUUGGACAAAAUAAGAAAAUUCUUUCAAACUCAUCUUUGUCAAAUGACCAAAAGGAAGAAACGAUUAUUAGCAUUAACGAAUCAAAUCAAGAAAAUACUGUUGUUAAUGAUAUAGAAUUUCCUAUUAAAAAUGAGAAAAAAGUUUCUUCGUCCACAGUCAAAUCGUCUUUAUGUUCAUCUGAAGAAAGAGAUAAAGGGGUUUAUAUUAAUGUAGAUGACCAGAAAGGUGCAUCUCCCACAAUUAAAGAUUAUAGCUCUUCUGAAUCUAUAGAUGAAGAAAUGGUAGGAAAAGUUGUUCUUGGAGUUGUUAAUGAUAUUGUUGAACAAAUUCAAAAUGAGCCCAAAGAAGAGGUUAAUCAACCAUUAACAAAUGAAGAACAACCAAAACAAGAAGAAAAGAAAAUUAAAAUUGUUAUUAAAGAAGUUACUUCAGAAACUCCUUCAAGUUCUGAAGAGGAGUCCAAAGGAGUAAUGGAUAAAACAGCAACAAGUUUAAGUGAAGAAACUAAAGAAGAAAAUGUUAUUAACCAAGCCAUUCUCGAAGAGCCAAAACAACAAAUUGAUGAAGAAAUAAAACAACAAAUUGAUGAAGAAAUAAAACAACAAGUUGGUGAAGAGCCAAAACAACAAAUUGAUAAAGAAAUAAAACAACAAAUGGAUGAAGAACUAAUUGUAACAGACAUCCAAAACACUGAAUUAAUAAAUAAAGAAAAAGAAAUCCAACGAUCAGACUCAUUAACACUUUCUAGUGAAGACAAAAAAGAAUCAAAAAUAAACAAUUUAUCAGAAUGUACCUCUGAUAAAGGACUUCUUACCUAUGAGCAAAAAGAAAUAAAUGAAUUCUUCAACAAAAUUGAUGGAGAAGUUCAGUUAAUACCAGUCCAAAAGAUUAAAUCUAAACCAGGAAAAAGAAAACAAAUAACUAAACAAGGAUUUGCUUACCGUAAGACAUUGUCAUGUGAGACAGACCAAUCACUUAAUAAAGUUAGAAGUCAAGAUUCUCCUUCAGGAGAAAUGAUCCCACCAAAGAAGGUACCCAUUGGAGGGGUACCUUUAUUUGGAGGAUUUAAUCCUGGGAAAGUUGCACUUAAAAAGACUAGUUAUCCAAAGGAAGAAAAAGAAAGUAGUACUCAAGAUUCUGAAUCAAACCCUCCAUUAAGAAAUGUUCCUGAAAAAACAAGACCUCCUGGAGUACCGGGAGGACAACCGUUAUUUGGAGGAUUUAAUCCUGGAACAUUUAAAUUAAAAAAGACUGCACAGAAGAAGGAAAACACGCCAGAGAAGAAGUCACAAGAAGAAGUUCCUGAAUUUAUGAAACUAAAAUUAAAGAAAAUAGAAAAAUGA
Entamoeba dispar SAW760 is the source of this 2634-nucleotide messenger RNA. Its product is annotated as synaptonemal complex protein, putative. The record is from RefSeq and is a predicted model, not a curated record. The transcript has 2 exons. The coding region runs from base 1 to 2634 and encodes 877 amino acids. Lineage: Eukaryota; Evosea; Mastigamoebida; Endamoebidae.